AUGGCGACCAAAACAAAAGGAAAGAGUGCAGUCACAACAGAUGGCGACGUCCACAGCGACGUGCAAAUUAUUCCCCUGAAACCUCUGGAUCAAUGGCGACCCUUGGAGAAUGUUCGAUCUCUUUUGUUUCUAGUCGUGCGCGAAAUCCUCGAUGAAAAAGCCAUGCGGGACUCCCUCGAUCGACUCAUCAGAGAUCAUCUGCCAAUUCUUGGAGCUCGAAUCGAGUUCAAAAAGACUGAUCUGGAAUAUCGUCUACCCAAAUCUUUUCCUCCAACUUAUUCUUUGUUCGAAUGGACGUCAAAAACAGUAGAAUCUUCUUUGGAAGACACCAAUCUGUUACCCCAAGGGUCCCAUUCCGACUCUGCUCUGUCCUUUGCGCCAUCCAAUAUCCCUGAGAUGGAAAAGGAAUGGACUCCAUCCAGUUGGCCCGUGGAAAGAAAAUACGAGAAGCCCAAUGCACCUCUCCUUUUUGUACACAUCACCAAGUACACCCACACCACCGUCGUCGCAUUGAAUAUUCCACAUUGUGUUGCCGAUCAACUAGGCUUUGCAAGCCUAAUCAACGCUUGGAUGAGCGUACUCAACGGUGAAGCUCCACCAGAGUUUCUCGAGCUUGGCUUGAAUGCCCUCGACGGACCCAAACUUUCCCAGAAAGAGCUGAGAAUGAAAGGCACUUAUCGCAUUCUCAGUGGCAGAGAGCAUGCUACCAAGUUCAUCCCUUACAUUUCUGAAUUUGCGCGGUGCUCGAAAGAAAUUCGAAGGACUCUGUUCUUGCCAACUGAAGUCGUCGAUGAACUACGCCAGCGCUGCAUGGAAAAACUCAAAGCGAAAUAUGGCGAGGAAGCAGCAACAUUAUCAAACGCCGAUGUUAUCACCGCCAUCCUUGCCAAAUUUGCAUAUUUAGACCGAAGCCUUUCGAAAAUGGUAACUCUCAGCACAUCUCUCAAUAUGCGAGGCCGACAUCCUGCUCUCCCCGCAGAUAAACCUUACCUUCACAACGCGCUCUCCUUCGCCGUUGCACGACUGCCAAUUGCAAAGACUCCACUAGCCGAGGUGGCGUACCAGAAUCGCCUUGCAGUCAACGAAGAGCUUCAGUUGAAAAAUAUCGAGCGCAGUCUGGCCGUCACCAAGGAGCUGUACAAGCGAAAGUACCCACUUCAUGUCGUCGAGCCGUCUGAUCUCAGCUAUGCGAUUACAAAUUGGUGCGGAGCAUGGCGUGUUAUUGAUUUCGGACCAGCGGUGGUGAAAACGGAGGACAGCGAUUUGACUGCUGGUGCAAAUACCAGAGCUGUGCCUUUGGUGUUUGGGCACUCCUUUCAACGCAAUUAUCCCACGAGAUUCAGUUCUCAAAUCAUGUGCAAGGCGGAUGGCGGGUAUUGGUGCGAUUUUACUACUAUUCCGAAGACAAUGGCUAAGGUUGAGAGUUUGUUGAAGUCAGACCCUAAACUACAGAGUUUAUAA
This is a messenger RNA of Penicillium subrubescens, 1461 nucleotides long. RefSeq names its product BCL5p protein. The record is from RefSeq and is a predicted model, not a curated record. NCBI's taxonomy places the organism in Eukaryota, Fungi, Ascomycota, Eurotiomycetes, Eurotiales, Aspergillaceae. The transcript has a single exon. The coding region runs from base 1 to 1461 and encodes 486 amino acids.